AUGGCAACUAACCCGGUCAUCGGAGAGGAUGGAGUCGCAAUUAUCGACGCCUGUACAUAUCACAGGAAGGAGUUCGACAGGGUCCUGAUACGAACAAAUGAGCGAAAGAUCGAUGCACCAUUUCUGCUGUCUGCUCCGGGCAGCGCCUCAUCGUCAAACCUCGGUAUCCUGAGUCGGCUGCCAGAGGAAUUAACUCUCAUGAUACUUCAAGGACUUGACAUUCUCUCAUAUCUGCGUUUUCGACGCGUCAACAACCGUGCACGCAGCAUAACGACAGCAUCGCGCGAGUACAAAACUGUGGUCAAGCAUGGACUUCAGGGACUGAAACCGCUGCUAAAGGCAGAGCUAGGUCAUGCUUUUACCAUUUCCCAUUUCUAUCGGGCGCUCGUCAGCAACAAGUGUGAGAUCUGCGGAAAGUUUGCAACGUUCCUAUAUCUUAUUACUUGUCAGCGAUGCUGCUUUACUUGCCUACAAAUCUCUAUCGACCUGCACGUUCUCCCUAUCCCGGUACCCAAAGUGUUUGCGAAAGCAGUGCACAGCUCAAGCAAGGAGAUUGAAAAGAUUUGUGGACCUAAACUACGAGUGGUCUACGGAAAAUACUCUCUACAGCCGUGGCCUAGCGUCAAGAGACCCAGAUACCUCGUACAAGCCAAGCCUGUCAUCGAAAAGCUCAGAUCUCUUGAUUCUUCACGAGUGAUCCCAGCGUCGGCACUAUCGCAUCAACCGCAAGAUCAAUCGCACGACGAAAUAAGACAUGACUUUUGCUACCGGUAUAUGGCUGCUACCGCGUUUCCGUGGUAUGAUUUGAGUGAUGACAGGGUGGAAACAGGGAUGAAUUGCAAAGGAUGCCAGUUCCGCGUUGAAGAGUAUGAACGCGCGAUCAGAGGUCUUGACCCUCCAUGGGGUUUUAAUGAUAGGGAUCGGGUGUACUCGCGGGAGGAGUUCUUGUGUCAUUUCAGAUCGUGUGCGCAUGCCCAGGAAGUAUGGGCUGAUACACAAGUGAACCGACGGGCGCCAGAAUCGGACUUCACUCUCCAGGGCGGGAUUUUGCUUCGUUAUGAACCCAGACAUGAACUCCAUUGA
Messenger RNA from Fusarium tjaetaba, 1083 nucleotides. RefSeq lists its product as uncharacterized. Lineage: Eukaryota; Fungi; Ascomycota; Sordariomycetes; Hypocreales; Nectriaceae. The record is from RefSeq and is a predicted model, not a curated record. Gene Ontology annotation, molecular function: protein binding. The transcript has a single exon. The coding region runs from base 1 to 1083 and encodes 360 amino acids.